Messenger RNA from Strigops habroptila (Kakapo), 9559 nucleotides. RefSeq names its product ArfGAP with coiled-coil, ankyrin repeat and PH domains 3 (gene ACAP3). Gene Ontology annotation, molecular function: GTPase activator activity; protein binding. NCBI's taxonomy places the organism in Eukaryota, Metazoa, Chordata, Aves, Psittaciformes, Psittacidae. The coding region runs from base 181 to 2685 and encodes 834 amino acids. The transcript has 24 exons. Gene Ontology annotation, cellular component: cytoplasm. The record is from RefSeq and is a predicted model, not a curated record.
GGCGUUCGGCGGCGCUCGGUGGCGUUCGGCGGCGUUCGGCGGGCGCGCUCAUCCCGCUGAGGCGGCGGGCGCGGGGGGCGGGCGCUCGCUGCCUCAGUCGGUCGCUCGCUCGCCGCGUCCUUGGCUGCCGGCGGGCGAUGCGCUUCCUCCGCUGAACGCGCCGCGGGCCGAGCCGGCAGGAUGACGGUGGAGUUCGAGGAGUGCAUCAAGGACUCGCCCCGGUUCCGGGCAACCAUUGAUGAAGUGGAAACAGAUGUGGUGGAGAUAGAGGCAAAGCUUGACAAGCUGGUGAAGCUAUGCAGUGGGAUGAUUGAAGCAGGCAAAGCCUACAUCACCACCAACAAGCACUUUGUCACCGGAGUCCGGGACUUGUCACAGCAGUGCAAGAAGGAUGAAAUGAUUUCGGAGUGCCUCGACAAAUUUGGAGACAGCCUGCAGGAAAUGAUUAACUACCACAUGAUCCUGUUUGACCAGGCUCAGAGGUCGGUCCGGCAGCAGCUGCACAAUUUUGUCAAAGAUGAUGUCCGGAAGUUCAAGGAAACCAAGAAGCAGUUUGACAAGGUGCGGGAGGACAUGGAGAUUUCCCUGGUGAAGAAUGCCCAGGCACCUCGGCACAAGCCCCAUGAAGUGGAGGAAGCAACAGGCACCUUGACCAUAACCAGAAAGUGUUUCCGACAUCUGGCUCUAGACUAUGUGUUGCAGAUCAACGUCCUGCAGGCCAAGAAGAAGUUUGAGAUCCUGGAUGCGAUGCUGUCCUUCAUGCAUGCCCAGUACACCUUCUUCCAGCAGGGCUACAGUCUUCUCCAUGAACUGGAUCCCUACAUGAAGAAACUAGCCACAGAGCUGGACCAGCUGGUGAUUGAUUCUGCAGUGGAGAAGAGAGAGAUGGAGCACAAGCACGCACUGAUACAGCAGAGGACCCUCCUGCAGGACUUCUCCUAUGAUGACUCGAAGGUGGAGUUUAAUGUUGAUGCCCCAAAUGGAGUGGUGAUGGAAGGCUACCUCUUCAAGAGAGCUAGCAAUGCUUUCAAAACAUGGAAUCGGAGGUGGUUCUCCAUACAGAACAGUCAGCUGGUGUACCAGAAAAAGCUAAAGGAUGUCCUCACAGUCGUGGUGGAAGACCUGCGGCUCUGUACUGUCAAGCCAUGUGAAGACAUCGAGAGGAGGUUUUGCUUUGAGGUCGUCUCACCUACCAAGAGCUGCAUGCUGCAGGCUGACUCGGAGAAGCUGCGUCAGGCCUGGAUCCAGGCUGUGCAAGCGAGCAUCGCUUCUGCGUACCGGGAGAGUCCCGACAGCUACUAUAUUGAAAGACUGGACCGGACUGCUUCCCCAUCAACCAGCAGCAUUGAUUCUGCUACAGACUCCCGGGAGCGCAGUGUGAAAGGAGAAUCCAUCCUGCAGAGAGUGCAGAGCAUUCCUGGGAAUGACCAGUGCUGUGACUGUGGUCAGCCAGAUCCUCGCUGGGCCAGUAUCAACCUGGGCAUUCUGCUGUGCAUCGAGUGCUCCGGUAUCCACAGGAGUCUGGGUGUUCACUGCUCCAAGGUCCGAUCUCUCACACUGGACUCCUGGGAGCCAGAGUUACUGAAGCUGAUGUGCGAGCUGGGGAACAGCACCAUGAAUCAGAUUUAUGAGGCACAGUGUGAAGAGUUGGGACUUAAGAAACCAACAUCAGGGAGCUCCAGGCAGGACAAGGAAGCCUGGAUCAAGGUGAAGUAUGUGGAGAAGAAAUUCCUCAAGAAGCUGCCAAAUGGGGAGACUCUGACAGAGAACGAGCGGAAGCCUCGGCGCUGGUGUGUGAAGAAGUGCCAGAGGCACAACAGCACCACAAAAGCACCCACCGCUCGUAGGAAGUACCGCCACGACGCAGGCAAUGCAUCCCCAGCCAUGUUGUCCUCAGCAGCUACGCUGGAGAGGAAGUUCCGCCGAGAUUCCCUCUUCUGCCCUGACGAGCUGGACUCUCUCUUCUCCUACUUUGACACCGGUGCUGGCUCCGGCCCACGCAGUCUGAGCAGUGACAGUGGACUUGGAGGGAGCACAGACGGCAGCACUGAUAUCCUGGUGUUUGGCUCUGUGGUGGACAGCGUGACAGAGGAAGAGUGCGAGGUGUCAGAGGAGUCAAGCGGUGAAGCAGAGAUUGAGCAAGAAGCAUCAGAUUUGGAGGACCUGAGGGAGCUGCAUCCUGGCUUGUUGAUCUACAAGGCAGCACAAGCCCGAAACCUGCCUCUCAUGGCAGAAGCACUUGCAAAUGGGGCUGAGAUCAACUGGGUGAAUGAUGAAGAUGAAAACAAAACUCCUCUGAUUCAAGCUGUGAUGGGGGGCUCCUUGAUAGCCUGUGAAUUCCUGCUGCAGAAUGGGGCAGACGUUAACCAAAGAGAUAUCCGAGGCCGAGCUCCCUUGCAUCAUGCCACGUACCUGGGGCACACUGGUCAGGUCUGCUUGUUCCUCAAGCGAGGAGCAAAUCAACACGCAGUGGAUGGCGAUGGGCAGGACCCGCUCAGCAUUGCAGUCCAGGCAGCCAACGCAGACAUUGUCACCUUGCUGCGUCUGGCUCGGAUGAAUGAGGAAAUGCGAGAAGCAGAGGGGCCCUUUGGACAACCAGGUCAAUAUCCCAGCAACAGCCCUACUGAGCUGCAGUACAGGAAGUGUAUACAGGAGUUCAUCAGCCUUAAUAUAGAUGAGUGUUAGUGACAACUCCCCCACCUCCCCUUCGCUGUCUUGAAGUUGGGCUGAACUUCUAGAAGCCCUGAGAAGCCCCAUCCUUGGUAUCUUGGUGUUUCUUGCAGAUUGGUCUGUUUUUGAUGCCUGCACUUAUAGGUUGAGAUGCACACAGGAAGGAAAAGGGAUCUUUCCUGUUAGCGUUAAGUUCUCAUGCUUGACUACUGGAUGGUUGAUUUUGUAUAGGAGACUCCUAGGGCAUAACCACAGACCAUGGCACGUGGACUUGAGUGUGUGAAAAGUAUGGGAGGUGAGUUUAGCAUUUAAAAAGAAAACAAGAAAAGGAAACCCUCUGUCACCAGGAGGAACCCACCAACGAUACAAUCAGACCUGUCUCUGCUUCAGUGUGGUUGCCACGCACUGAGUUCUCAUCUGAACAGUUUGGGAGGGAUUCUGACGUGGAGCCCUCUGUCCUGGCAGCAUGACCAGCAGCCUGCUCACCCAUGGGACUGCUGCAGCAGCUUGUAAAGCUAAAAGAUGACCUCGAAGUCAGGACCAGGCUGUUUUGAGGGGCAGAGAGAUAUUUUGCUCCAGAAGGCACGACGGAAGGGGUAGGAUUGAGAGCGAUGGCUCCUCACCUCGAUUGCUCUCAGGACUAUACCAGCCACGCUCCCCUUAUUUUGCCCUUGGUGGUUAGCUGGUCAAAGCCAUAGCUCACCUGCUUCCAGGGCCAACCUGCAUAUAGUGUUAUGGAAGCAGCAGUGCUAAUUUGUUGAGGCUGGGAGAAGCUUGUCGCUGGCGAUGGGCUUUCUGUCAGGGAAGAGAAGCCACGUCCAACUCCCACUGCCCGAACGACUGGCUGCACGAUGCAAUUGGACUUUGGUUCAGUUUGUUUCCUGCUCACUUCAGAUUUCUGACUUAGCAUCUCUGUGAAGGAGACUUCUACUUGCAUGUGUAUCCAUCCCUCUGUGCUCUCCCCCCGCAUGCUGAAGCGUGUGAGAUGGGCAUCUCAGCAGCUGGCCCAGGGGCUUUUGACUUCCCCAAUUCCAGUGACCGGCAGAACCUUCUUCUUUUUGUUUCUCUCCUCGUAUUAUUCCUUGCUGGAGUGGGGGAAUGUGGUUUCACUUCGAGCACUUUGUUGCUGUGUUUGUGGUCUGCGUUAUGGGGAUCAUGCUGCAGUAGCUCUGCAGAGAUGCCGCAGCCAUGUAGUGCUGCCUCAGAGCACCAUGUACCACUGGCAGCUUAUCCUCUGGCUGGGAUUUUGGGUGCCAGGCUGAGGUGUGCCCCUGUAAGAGCCUCUGGGAAUGCCCUCAGCUGCAGUUGACAUCAGUUUUUCAGGGCUCGUGGCUGUCAGUCCACAACUGGUAUUUACCUGCUUGGGCUCCCAGGCUGCUGGCUCUGGGCUUGGGCCAUUGUGCCUUAUGGAUAGUGCUGGGAUCUUGAGGGGAUCAGGAUCUAGCAAGGAACGCAGGAAUACCAGGCAGAGUUCCCCAUCCUCCUGCAUUACAUCAGCAGUGAUACACAAUCAGAGUAUUUUUCAUCCAAUACAUGUUUGAGUCCUUUAUAUUGUUUUAUUCUGGCUGCUGUUGUGCUGUGCCCCUUAUAAACCUUCACGGGUCUGUUCUAUUGACGUGUGUCCUCAGAUACUGAAGCAACAGUGAUCCAGCUCCUCACUCGAGAUGCUGCCCUCAGACUGAACCAACAGCACCCAGUGUCCAUGCUCACAUCUAAAAGUGGAGCAUUAAACUCCACUUUAGUCUCUGGUAGGGUGUCCUCUCAGUUCAUGGGAGAGUCCCUUCUUCCUUAGGAAAGUGCUGUCCCAAGCAUUGCUGCAGCCAGAGCGCAGUUUUCCACCUGUGCAGUCUGGGUUUUGAAAUCCAUCUUUGCCUUGUUGCUUUCUCCUUGUUCCCUUUGGAAUGCACGGUGCUGAGCACCAAGUUCUGAUCUCAGUCCCAGUUGUGGAUCUGGAAUGCUCCCGGUGACCGUGCUGGAGCUGCUGCAGAUCAAUGGCAGUGCGAAAGCUGCCCCAGGGCCUUUUGUGCUUCCAUAAGUAACAAUCUCCUUCCAUCAGUCCUGGAAAAUAAAAACUAAUGAGCUUGGCCCCAUCAGCCUUUUCAUCAUUGACCUUUCGUGGCAUUUUCUCCUUCAGCCCACUCCUUCUGUCCGGGGGGCAGAGCUCUGCACACAGCAGUGCUGCUGCUGAACUGACUUGCAUGAACCUCCUGGUUCACAGCACACUCCUGGGUUAGAGAGGGAUGCAGGAUGCAAGUUUGCUUUCUCCCUCCUUAGUGGCUCAAUGCCUGAUCUGAAACUAUCCCAUAGCCUUUGACCAGGCAAUACUCCCUCUGAACUCUGGAGUAAAAGUUGGCAGAGCAGAUCCCUUGGUUAUAUUCACAUUCUGUUCAGCUGUGGCACCCUCAGGAGUGAUUCAGGAUGGGUGCAUGUGGGAUGAAGCAGUGUGGCAUAAAAUGCCACUUAAAAUGCAAUUCAGCUUCAGAGGAAAAGUAGGAUGUAUAAAUGCCUAGUUCAGAGGACAGCUUCUUUGUGAGUAGGGACAAUGUCCUGAUUGUAGCUCCCACAUGUGGCUCUGGAAUCCUGUCACCCAUCCCUGGCAGUGUUCAAGGCCAGGUUGGACACAGGGGCUUGGAGCAACCUGCUCUAGUGGAAGGUGUCCCUGCCCGUGGCAGGGGUUGGAGCUGGAGGAGCUUUAAGGUCCCUUCCAACCCAAACCGUUCUAUGAUCACUGAGUGCAGAGGGCUGGCCCCAGGCAUACAGCUGUGUAAGUGACACCAGAUGCAGGCAGAUGUGCACUGUGCAUAGCUGUUGCUGCAGUGCUGCUACAUGGUCUCCUUCAGUUUGUGUUUAAUAUGCCCUAGGUUAAAUAUCUUUCUUCCUGGUAUCCAUAUGAGGUACAGCUGGCAUUUCUUGUGCAGGAUUACAGAAGGUUACUGCUUCGUGUUCUCAUGGAGCUUCAUCCCUUGGUCCUUUGCAUUGGCCUUUGUCUUCUUUCUGGUCCAAAUCACCCUAAAUUCAAACGGGUGAUGCCUUCACUUGUCAUUGCCCCAUUUGACACCCUUCCCUUCCCAGUCAAGCCCACUUUGCAGCUGGUGCUGGUGUUGCUGUCAGUCUGGGUGGGCUCAGGAGCAAGUCUGUCGUGUUACAGAUCACCCUGCAGAGCUCACUGCUCUCUGCAGAGCUCAGCUGGUGCUGGAGGCUGUUGUCCAGCAGAAUGGGUUGUGGUGCUGAGCCUGCAGCAAUACAGCAAAGCCCUGAAGCUGCCUUCAGCAGGACUGUGCUGUGCUUAGGUCAUGCAGAUCACCCUGCAGCAUCCGGAUCAGCGCUUAGUGCUCAGUACUAACCAAUAUCCAGCCAAGAACCCGCUCUGCUUCCUGGGUCAGGGACUGAGAGAUUCUGUGGGAUGGAUCCUCUUUGAUAACCCUGUCCCAUUUCGUACCGAUCUGCACCAACUGAGGCUUUGUCAGUGCUGGUGUCCCCUCGAGCUGUGCCCUUUCCUGGGGCACUGAAUCAGAGCUGGCAUCUUUCAGGGUACUUCAGAGAGCUCAAAAGUGAAAUGGGUGUUUCACCACUGCCAUGGUCCUGCUCUCUUCAUGAGUUUCAGCACGGUCAUUGCCCAGCAAUGGCUGUUUUUUACAUGUACAGCAACUUCAACCACCCCCAUCGGUUUUCCAGCUUUUUAGGAGUUAGAAAUGACUGAUCCUUGCUGUAAGCCAGUGAGAACUGGAGCCACGGCUUCCCCUUUGGGUCAUUUGAUUUCACAGUCAGCACCAGUGGCUCAGGAGAACAAGACAAAAGUCCUGCCCGGUUGGGCCCACUGAAGCUCUGACUCACUGCUGAAGUACAUGAAGUCAAAGCAUAUGUAAAUACUGAUGCAAAAAGCAGUGUCUUGCAAGACAAUUUCUCUAUUUAACAUGUAUUGGUACUUUAUUUAGACUCAAUGUAUAAAGCAACUUUGUGCACUUUUCCUACAUACAGUAUUGGGGGGGGUGUUUAUGUUCUUUUUGUUAUGGGUUUUGUGCUGUCUUUUUUUUAAGCAGUGAACUUGUUUGUUAAGUGUUUAAUUUAUUCUUGAUGUGCCCAGAGGAUUAGUGCAAUUUUCUUCAAUACAGUUGGUCUGUAUUUAAUGUCAGGAUUUUUUUGUAGCAUUCUUAGGGAAUAUCCUUCAAAACCUGCCUUUUCCCCCCUCACACACACAAUUCCUUCCCUUUUCCUCCCCCCUUUUCGCUCCUGUUUCCAUUAUACACAUCAUAAAUGCCUCGAGUUCAAAAUACGAUCACUUUAACCCAUCCUGCAGUUUCUAAAGCAAAAAGGUUCUCCAGGAAAAAGGCACUUCUCAAUGUUCUCUGUGUUUCCUUGCUUUCUUUGGGUGGGUGCAUGUGUCUGUGUGUGUGUGCGUAGGGGUUUGGAGGGGAGAGUGGGGAAGCUGUACAGAGAGUUUCUUUUCAGCAAAGCAAAAGGCCAAGCAGGCUCCAGGGAAGGGCGGGCAUCAUCCACCUUCCUUUUUGCCGCCUUCAACUACAGCUGGGUUUGUGUUGUACAAUCUUGUUUGAGGUAUCGGAAGCCAAAACCCCUCUCUUUUCAUUCUUCCUUUUGUUUCAAAGAGCGCCUAUGUUAUCCAUCUGACUUGGUUGCAACCACAGUUAACAUGAGGAGAGUUGCCUUUGUCUAGAAAGCAACAUGCCAGGCAUUGCCAAAACACAAAUGGACCCAAACCAUCGCCUCAGCCAUGCGGAUUCUGUCACCUUUUGAGUUUUGGGGGUCUGGGUGAAUAGUUACAUCCCUGCCCUAGCUUUUGUUUGACUCGACCCAAACCCUGUACAACCAAGUGCCUGGACAAGGCAGUCUAGGGUUGAAUCUUUGGGGUCUGCCACAUGUCUCUGAUUCCAAAUGGGAUGAGUUCAGGUUGCUGGGAUGUGGAGAUGAUGCUCUCUGUGUUCCCUCUCCACACGUCACCCAGGGAAGCCUCAGGUUAUGUUAAUGCUGUUGUCUCUGAGAUGGUCUCUGCAGUGAGGAAUUCCUUUGAGCAGUCCAGAGGAAAACCAGGGAAUUGGCAGAAUUUGUCUAGAUUUGAGAAGCUGAGACCGUGCUCAGCAUCAAGGAGAUGAGGUGACAUCUCAGACCAGCCAAAAUGGCCAUUAUUUAUGCAAGAGGAAAAGCAGGACCUCCUAAAGAAAUGCACUGAUGAACUUACUGUCCAGUGGCCACAACACAGCCGGUGUCUAAUGCUGAGCUGCUGUGUUGGUCCUGUGCUGCUCGACUGUCCCUGAACCCACUUCUCACUGCCCGAGCAUUAUUGCUUUCAACCAAAGACAAAACAGGCUGAAGGGAUUCCGUGAGCUGAUGCCAAGUGUCUGUGUGAGUGCCCGUGUGUGUGAGAGCGUGUGGUGCUGUUCCGUGGAGAAGGGGCUGAGCAGGAGAGUUGGGAGCUCUGAAGAAACGAGGUUUUUCUGUGAGAUUCCAGAAUAUCGAGUGCUGUUUCCAUAGGAAUGGGAUUCACAUCCAACUGCCUGCUGGGUCCUCCUCAGCCUUGGAGGGAGUUUGGGCUGGGGUUACUGUAAACCCAGUGGGAAGACAGAGCCUUUGAAUGGUUAUGGGAGGGAAUGAGGGGUAGAGGUGGGAAUAAGAUAGUUUCCAAGGCAUGAGGAGGACCACGUGUGUUUGGUGCAGCACUGAGGAGGCUGAAGUAGGAGCAUUUGCUCCACAAACACCCCUUAGCACCAACUCACACUGAGGGCUGGGACGGGGCAUGUUCAGUUUGUACAUCCUUGUGCUCCCAUGGGUGACGUUGCCUUUGGGUUGUCAGCACACCUGUAACCUCAGUUGACUUGAAUCCACGGCAUCCCUCUAUAGCAGCACAUGGGUGUUAGUGUGGAUUCCCAGGGCUCAGUUGAUUUGAACCCAUUAUGCCCCUCUACCAGCACAUGGAUGUUAAGUGUGGAUUCCUCAUCUGGGAUCCACCUCUGUGAGAGCUGUGGCUGCUGAAUCACAGAAGUAAAGUCUUUCUUCCUAUAUGGUUACAUGGGUGAGAGCCUUUGAGCUGAGAAAGCCUCCUCCUGGCCAUGAAUCCCAACGCUUCCUAUUGAAACAGCCCCGAGAGAAGGAAGUUCUUUGGGCAGUGGCAGCUGCCCCGGGGGGUUGGCUGCACACUGGGUGCUGGGCUGCUGCGCAGGGGCUGCCGCGCUGUAAAUACGCUGUAACCUAUUAACCCCCUUCACUUGCCUGCUUUCAGUACGACUUUGUACCACGUUUUUUAAUGCCCCCUUUCCCCGCACAGCCCGUGCUGACUGUAACUCUGGAACCACAUACUCUGUAUGUUAUUAUCUUUGUACUAUUUUAAAACCAUUGCUGUUGUGUCUGCCUUUUUUCCCCCCUUCCCUUCUCUUCUAUUGUCUCUUGAAACACUCUUAAUAAAAAGCUAGAUAAACUCCUUCCCUCCUCCUUCUUUGGCUUCGUUUAUUUGUGUAGGGUUUCUUGCCCUGUUGCCUGUAUUAACUGGAUCUAGAAAACCAGCCCCUUUUAACCUGUUUUCCUUCUCUGCUUGAAUUUGCUGGCAGUGAAUAGACUGGAAUGGCACAUAAUGCUCUGCCUUCUUGUUUGGGUUUCUGUGAUGCUCUCUUGUGAGGCUGUGAUUUCAGGAUGCUUUGGGAGAAGGUUGGGGUAAAGGUGAGAGGCUCAGCUCACCCUCCCCUGCCCCAACCCACCCAUUCACGUUUCUUCAGAGCACCUGCAUCAGUCAGUGCUUGGUAUGUGAUGAGCAAUCCUGUAAAAGGAGACCUUGGAAUCUUCUGCACAUGGACCACCCUUUCCCACGUAUCUCAGUGCAAUCCUUCCCCUUGGUUUCUCUCACACUGUGUGUCUAUGGCAGAGAAAUAAAGGAAGAAGAAAA